This is a messenger RNA of Aethalodelphis obliquidens (Pacific white-sided dolphin), 2987 nucleotides long. It is a transcript of the gene ARMC7, whose product is annotated as armadillo repeat containing 7. The transcript is spliced from 3 exons. The coding region runs from base 1389 to 1985 and encodes 198 amino acids. NCBI's taxonomy places the organism in Eukaryota, Metazoa, Chordata, Mammalia, Artiodactyla, Delphinidae. Gene Ontology annotation, molecular function: protein binding. The record is from RefSeq and is a predicted model, not a curated record.
UUCCCCUGUAUCGGCAGGCGGACUCUCAACCACUGCGCCACCAGGGAAGCCCACAAAGCCAAUUCUUGAGAGACAAGUGUUGGUAGGAAAGGAAAGGUUGCUUCAGAGGCUGGCAACCGGGGAGAGGGUGGAGUCCUGUCCGAGAACUCCCGAUUGCUGUUCAGGGGACAGGGGCUUUUAAAAGGGAGUUUCAGGGUUAUAUAGGCGGAGGGAGGGAGCAGAACAGCAUAGUCAGUUCUGACAGUCAGCUUGAAACCAGUAAUGUGGUCUGAUCAGCGUCAUCUUGGUCGUUUUAAGUACGGUUAAUCUUUAGUUCCAGGGUUUGUUCCCAUUUCUUUGAGGCCAGUUCUAGGAAUUGUGUGAAGUGGAGCAGCUUAUGUCAUGGCUUCAAUUUGGCCAUCAUGUAGUCAUCCUCCUCCACCUGGUGGGGGCUUCAGUAGCUGCAAAACAGCUCACAGGAUACAGCUCAGAAUGUUAUCUAUAGAACUUAAGGACGAACUAAAGGUCCUUGACUAUGCUUAAGGACUAAACUAUUAUUAUCUGGUCUCCUUUGUUUUCCUCUAUUUCUGCAUUUUUUCACUUCUGAUUAAACUUAUUCUUUGGCUAAAGUUUUUCCACAGAGAAAAGGCAGGCUGAGGACAUGGGGGGCAAGGACCAUAGGGUCCUGCUCCGUUUCAAAAGGACCCGCGUGGGGGACACAGGGAGCCGACACUUGCGUUCCUGGGGGCCCUUGGUGUGUGUGGGGGAACUGCACCCCUCCGUCAAGUGCAGGGGCAUCUGGAGGUGCUUCUGCCCCGACAGCCCCCCACACAGGCGCUCCGGCACCUCUGAGCUCCUAAGGGCCCUAGAGGAGCUCCUCAACGCAUCCGCAACCUUCCAUGACCGCUUCCAUCACGAUGCGGAUCGCCACCUGCCUGAGACAAGAGGCUUGAAGCUCCCGGCCUAAGCACCAGCAGAAGAACUUGCUUGAAGCAAGCCCAGGGAGCUCAGUGACAGCCCCGCCCCUCACCCUCCUCGGCCCGCCCCUUCCGCCCCCUGGGGCGGGGCUAAGAGCGGCUUGCCCCGGAAGUCCGGAACUGAGCCGGAAAUUAAGCGCCGCUGGGCGCUGCUCCUCCCUCCUUCGGCGCGCGACAGCGUCCUGGUUUUCCGCGCCCCAAUUUGGAUGUUCACUCCCAACUCUUACGAGGUACUGUGUCCCCACCCCAUUUCCCCAGCCCAAUUUCAGCUGCAAAUUACUGCAGAACCUGAACCGAGGAAAGGAACCUAUUUCCCGCUCCGGUCUGCCCCUCUCCGGACCCGGCGAGGCCCAGGUGAGGUUCUCGCCCGCUUUUCAGCCUCACCUUCCACACUCCCCUGCCCGUCCCCCGGGGUUCCUCCGCCGCCCGACCAUGGCCCAGAAGCCGAAGGUAGACCCCCAUGUCGGCCGGCUGGGAUACCUGCAGGCGCUGGUCACGGAAUUCCAGGCGACCGAGAGCCAAGACGCCAAGGAGCAAGUACUGGCCAACCUCGCCAACUUCGCCUAUGACCCCAGUAACUACCAGUAUCUGCGGCAGCUGCAGGUCCUGGACUUAUUCCUCGAUUCACUGUCGGAGGAGAAUGAGACCCUGGUGGAGUUUGCUAUUGGAGGCCUCUGCAACCUGUGCUCAGACAGGGCCAACAAGGAGCACAUCCUGCAGACUGGGGGUGUCCCACUCAUCAUUGACUGCCUGUCCAGUCCCAACGAGGAGACCGUGCUGUCCGCCGUGACCACGAUCAUGUACCUGAGCUCGCCGGGCUCCAGCUCGCACCCCGAGCUGACCGCCACGCCCGUGGUCCAGUGCAUGGUGCGCUUCUCCCUCUCGGCCAACGCGAGGCUCCGGAACCUGGCCCAGAUCUUCCUGGAAGACUUCUGCUCCCCCAGCCAGGUGGCCGAAGCCCGCAGCCGGCGGGCUCACUCUGCCCUGGGGAUCCCACUACCAAGGGCUGAGGCCCCACAGCAGCCCUGAUCCAAGGCACCCUCAGGCCGCGGCACCGGCACUGCCAGAGACAAGACCAGAAUCCCGGUGGGGACUCAGGAAGUGGGAGCAGCAAAGCUCCCACUGUGCACGUUCUCCCCAAGUGGUGCUUUGUCAACCCCUUUAAAGGCGAGUUUUCUCAGUGGGACAGGUGUUUACACUGUGAUGAAAGGCACCAGGAGAUGAGUGAGGAAGCCAGACUUUGAGACACGUGGAGAAGGAAAUUGAAGGGUGCCGUUUUGACAGGCUGACGCUCUCAACCAGCUAGAGGCGAAGGUCCUGCCUCCUGGCCCACCCCGCCACCGAGCUGUCACCCUCGUGUGAGAAGCAGCAGGUCCCUAGACCCAGAGGCUCUGCAGAUGGGGUUUCUCCUGAGGAACAGCUGGGCCUGGGGCUUAGGAGAGUUGCCUGAGCUUGAGGAAACAGGCAUCAUACCUUAACAGAAGUGUCAGGAGUAAUUCUGAGAAAUAGAAAUGAGAAGCCUUGUUGUUAAAAGUAUUUCGGGGCCCUGGGAAGCUGGGGAAGUGUUGUGUCCACUGCUGUGGAGGCCGGAUACCUGUCCUGCAAGCUCUCCAGGCUGGGUGUUGGGCAUGGUGAAUGCUGGCCUGGAGAACUCUGUGGCCCAGGAUUAACUGUUUAUCUACACAGGCCUAUCAGCCGGGGACCAUGUUAGGGCUUCAAAGACGAAGACGUGGUUCCUGAUCUUGAGUGUCACAGCCCAGUGACUGUUAACAUGGCCAUCAGGCAUUAAGACGGAGGCCAUGAGGGUGACACAUUAGAAUACAGGCACAAACUCCACGAGCUGUUGUCUUUUCCCUUCACCACCCCAUGGUACUUGCCUGGAAGCCCUGGCCUGCCUUCUCUGCCAUCAGGGUUAGUGAGGUGGUGGUGGUGGGGUCCCUGUCCCUGGAAAUCUGUCUCAGGCUGGCUUCAGGGAUGCAAGUAAGAGAGGUGCUCGAGGGAGAUGGGACCAGAUACUGACAGCAAGCGAAU